GUACACGAGGGGUUAUAAUUUCCCACGAUAUUUGUUAUGAUUUUAUAACUUGUAGAGAAAACAUUGAAAAUUGGCAAAGACCUAUUGAUUCGCAAAUCUAGUUUUUUGUUAAAAUAAUGAGCAAAUAAACCAGUCAAAUCAAAGUGGUUUAUAUGAUUUCAUACCUAACCAAUAAAAAUUGAUCGGUCCAUCCUCGACUGUCCAAGCAAAUGAGCUAUAGAGAGAGUAGAAGACUUCAAAAUUCUUUCUCCUCCUCCUUUCCUUCCUAUUUCCUCUCUAUGGCUCACAAACGACCUCAUCAUUUACCUCCUCUUGCUACCACUCUCCCAAUUACUUGGUUGAAUACUUGUGUCUGUGGGAUUUAUGCCACUCUCUCAACUUUCCUAAUCACGACUCAUUUUGUAGUUUUUUUCCUGUUUUUCUUUGUUUCAAACCCUCUUUCUUUUAGCCAUGUCUCGUAUAAUCAUUGACCCGACCAGUGCCGUGGCUAGUACUGAUGCAGAUCAUGAUAAUCCUCCCAACAAUCUCCGCCAGUACUGCUCGUCGCUCCCGAUCCUGUCCCCUUUCUCGAAUGAACAAGACGAGAAGGGGGACAACGACGAACAACCUGAUGGUCAGAAUGACGAUCAGGAAGAUAAUGAUCCAGUGCGGCAGCAGGUGUUCUCCCCUGCCGGAUCAGGUUGUAUGAAACGAGGGACCGUGAUCAAUGAGGUGGAUUUCUUCUCCAACGACCUCCUCUUUUCCAAGAGAGAGGAAGCAACAGCUCCAAUUGGGAGUAGUAGUGGUGCGGCCAUGGAUGAUGGGAUCAUCAACAACAUGAUCUUAAUGCUGCAAGAUGAUCAGAUCAGCACUGACGGCCACGCCUCGCCCCUUGUAAACACGGGGCUGAAUCUUUCUACGGGGAGCGACAAAUCGAGCGCAUUAAUAGACGACGGAGACACAGAAGAUCACCGCAACAGAAACAAGUUGGCCAUAUUGCAGGCCGAAAUGGAGCGCGUGACAGCAGAGAACCAGCAGCUGAAAGCCAUGUUGAAUCAAGUGAAUUCCAACUACCAGACCUUGCAGAUGCAACUCCUCACCCUCAUGCAGCAGCAGCAAAACCACAAACAUGGUCAUCCCAAACCCAACACCGAUCUCGAGAUGAAAAACAACAAUAAGAAGAAGAAGAAAAACGGUUUGGGCGUAGCGGACGACAGGUCGCAGUCGACGUCCGACGAAGAGAGGUCCGCUGACUGCUCCAUAUUCACUCCGCCGGGAAACAACAUAGUGGAGUCCAUGGACCGCAAGUCUUCGUCGUCGUCACCAAAGGGCAGCAACAGUACUCCGACCAACAACAACGUCAUCAUGACCAGAAGCAGCACCGCAAGGGAGAAUCACAACCAUAAUGGUCAAGAUCAUAACGGGAAUGCCACUAGUACAGGUCAAGAAAAUGGCAACAUUCAGCAACAACAAGUGUUUGAGCAGGGUGGUUGGGCCGCGAACAAGAUCCCUAAGUUUGACAAUUCAUCACAAUCGUCAGCAGAUGCAGAAGAGCGCAGAGCUGAGACGCUUUCCAUGAUCAAGAAGGCUCGGGUCUCGGUUCGAGCCCGCUCCGAGGCCACCAUGAUGAACGAUGGGUGUCAAUGGAGGAAGUACGGGCAGAAGAUGGCGAAAGGGAACCCUUGCCCACGAGCUUACUAUCGCUGCACCAUGGCUUCUGGUUGCCCCGUCCGCAAACAGGUGCAAAGGUGUGCAGAGGAGCAGUCAAUCCUGAUAACAACCUACGAAGGCCACCACAACCACCCUCUCCCUCCGGCAGCCAUGACCAUGGCCUCCACAACCUCCGCCGCCGCGUCCAUGCUCCUCUCCGGCUCCAUGCCUUCCGCCGACGGCCUCCCCAACACCAACCUCCUCGCCAAAACUCUCCAACUCACCACCGCCCCACCCACCAGCAUGGCCACUCUCUCCGCCUCCGCCCCUUUCCCCACCGUCACUCUCGACCUAACUGAUCACCCUUCCGCCGCCACGUCACCCUUGCAACGCCAUCAAUCCGCCACCGGCAACACCUUCCCGGUCGCCGCCGCCGCUCAACACCUGUUCAGCCUGCUCCCCGAUGGCAGCAGCAACAAUAAUAGUAAUGGCACUGCUUCAGGCCCUCCGUCGUCGUCUGACAUUGUUAGUGCGGCCACGGCGGCUAUAACGGCCGACCCGAACUUCACGGCGGCACUGCUGGCGGCGGUGACUUCUUUCAUUGGGAAUGGGCACCUUGACAACACCACUUGAUUGCUCUUUUUUUGUUAGUGACUUAAUUUGUAGCUGUUAAUUACUGGGGUUGCUGUUGAGAUCGAUCUUAGUUUUGGAUUUCUUUGUUAAUAAUUUUCUGGUUUAGCGGCCAAUAUAAUUGAGCUAGCUAGCUAGAUAGUCCGCUUUUGGGUUUUAUGAUGUGUGUUUUUCAGUUUUGUAGUUUAAAAUCAGGUUAGCUAUGGAGAUAUGAGCAUCAUAAUUCGUGUUAUUGUUUGGAUUUUAGUGAGAAAUUUAAGAAAUUGUCAGGACAAAU
Molecule: messenger RNA, 2536 nt
Organism: Linum trigynum
Lineage: Eukaryota; Viridiplantae; Streptophyta; Magnoliopsida; Malpighiales; Linaceae
Source: the annotation of a GenBank genome assembly